Molecule: messenger RNA, 3959 nt
Organism: Poecilia reticulata (guppy)
Lineage: Eukaryota; Metazoa; Chordata; Actinopteri; Cyprinodontiformes; Poeciliidae
Product: protein ILRUN-like
Biological process (GO): macroautophagy
Cellular component (GO): phagophore assembly site
Molecular function (GO): ubiquitin binding
Source: RefSeq, a predicted model, not a curated record
ACUACACAACAGAUAAUUAAUACGGGGUGCAACUGAUAUCUUUGUUGUCCGGAGCACUGGUGCUGCUCCCAAUGCAAAAACACCCUGGAUGAAGAGCCAUACCAACUCUGAAAACGGGUUGUGCCUGUAUGUGACAGCAUGAGCACAUCUACAACGUGCCAGUAGGGGUUCAGUCAUGUGACAUGCGCACUCGGCCCUGCUGUGGAGUUUGUUAUGACAAGUCGAGGCCUCGGUGUAAAUUAGUAUCGCAGCCCCCUGUCUCUGCCCCGGGCUUAUCCGUCAUGGAGGGCAUGGACCUGGACCUGGACCAGGAGCUCAUGCAGAAAUUCAGCUGCAUGGGAACAACAGACAAAGACAUUUUAAUAUCGGAAUUUCAGAGGCUCCUGGGGUUUCAGCUGAAUCCCGCCGGAUGCGCCUUCUUCUUGGACAUGACCAACUGGAAUUUGCAGGCUGCCAUAGGAGCUUACUACGACUUUGAAAGCCCAAACUUCAGUGCACCUUGCAUGUCCUUUGUGAAGGAUGUGACGAUUGGAGAGGGUGAAUCUGUUCCACCUGACACACCAUUCACAAAAACCUGGAGGAUACAGAACACCGGUCCAGAGUCAUGGCCUCCUGGGGUUUCUCUGAAGUACGUGGGAGGUGAUCAGUUUGGCCAUGUGAACAUGGUGAUGGUGCGCUCUCUAGAUCCCCAGGAAAUGACUGAUGUCAGUGUGCAGAUGCACAGCCCCGUUUCUCCUGGCAUGUACCAGGGUCAGUGGAGAAUGUGCACAGCUACAGGACUUUACUACGGAGAUGUCAUUUGGGUGAUCCUGAGCGUAGAAGUCGGAGGCCUCCUCGGAGUCACGCAGCAGCUUUCCUCUUUCCAAGCCGAGUUCAACACGCAGCCUCACCGCAGCCUGGAAGGAGACUACAACCCGUUUGCCUCGCCACAGAAGAGCAAGUGCCCCAACAGUAACAACAACCACGUCCACAGUGACAGCAGCAGUAGUGUCACAGAGGAACAUUUGCAGGGAAGCCCACACCCACUGCAGCAAGGCCAGAAUGGACUUUCACACGGCUCUGUGGAUAUAGUAGCAAACCGUCUACAAAGCAGUCUAUCAGUAGUUCCGUGUAACCAGAUACAAGAGCCCUCUCCUUUUGGGCACUCUUAAUCAUGGGACUUAUCACUGUAAGGCAGCACUAAGUUGUACCUCUGGAAUUUCUCACACCAAUAAACCAGGAGGCUUUACUGUGGAGUGUGGAGGUCAAAACACUUUAUGCAAAGUCCAAUUACACUUAAAAAACAAACAAAAAAACCGCCGGAGACCGACGCUCCUGAUGUGCAGCUGAACCAACAUCCCACUGUAUGCACGUGUGAAUGCUAAGUUAAAAAAUAUGAGUGCUAUGAGUCUUGCGUGAUAAGCUUUUUUUUUUGUUGUUUUCCUUUUACUUUUAAGAUUUCUUUUUUUUUUUCUCUUAGUUGACAAGGAUGCACAUGGGCAGAGAUGAAAGUAGUGGGUGUUUGAGAGCUUCUUUUUUCCGUGUGUGUGUGUGUGUGUGAAGAUGUGCGUGGAUUGUGCGACCUGAAAAGAGACUUCAGAGUUAAAGCCAUUCAUUUUUGCCAACUGAUUCUACAGUUUCUGCUUCAUUUAGUUUGUUUUCUUGAAUUGUGGAUCCUCUGGCCUAUAAAGCACUAAGGUUGAUUGUAAAGGCUACCCUGAAAUGCAGUUUUUGGGUUUUAGAUGUCAAAGUCAGCUGGUGUAAGAUUUUUACCACAUGACUCUUGGAAUACUGACAUUUUUUCUACCUUGUCACACGGCAUGGAGUGUAAACAGCUGCUUAGACAAGUAUAGAUUUGGCAAAACUGAGUUGAAUCAAGUCACAUAUCCACGGAAUCAAUACUGUUAGCGACUUGUAUCAAAUACAAUAUCAUUAUAUACAUUUAUUGGUGCUUUAUCCAGUCAUUGUGUGAGUUGAUAUUAGGUUUAGUUUAAGUCUUGAAAACUUUCAUUUCAUUUUCUCCAGAAUGAGCCCACCUGCACCAUCCACCAAGCUCUAAAUUGGUCCUGAAGUCACAAAAGCAGGCGCAAAAAGGGAGCAAUUUUGCUGUUAACAACUCAUCUCUGAAGUUUAUGUUUUUUUGUUUUUUUAAAAAAAAGAGUUUUCAGGCUAAGUUACUUUUGAUUAUAUCUGAUUAUGCCUCACAAAUGAGCGUUUCCAUUUACAAACACAACGUUGUAACUCAAUUAGUGCACAUCAUGCUGUAAGACUCAAAACUCAAGCCAUAUUUACAUCAAUAAAUACUUUAUGAAGACAAAACGCCACAUUAUACAAAAUCAAAGAGUGGUUCAGCCUGUAUCAGACUUAACAUUUAACAUUUAGGUUGAAUGUAUUUUGUGAAUGUAGAUAAAAAUUACAACUUUGACAAUGUUUUCUGGAUUAUGUUUUAACUGAACUGGCAGUUUGACUCUGUGUACUUUCUUUCCCUGUCUUUUGUCUUACAAAUUGUUUUGGAAGCUAUGUAUUAACAUGUACUGAACUAAUUAGAGAUGCACCAAUAAAUUAGCCACAGAUUGUAAUUGGCCAAUUUUCUGUUGAUUGGCUCUGACUGGUCUUUGGCCAAUCAAACUCUCAAAAAUCAUAUCGUUCAUGAAAAGCACCAAAACCAAAACACCUGUCAGAUUUUGUGCCUUUUGUUUCUAUGGUGAGGGAAGUCCAGUUUCCCGUAGGAAAAUUGUGCUCUGACCCAUUUUGACUCUUCAGCAUGACACAGUUUGAACAUCGGACAGCCCCGGUUGCCAUGGAUCUUUUAACAAAGAUAAAAAUGAUGCCUCCUGAGCAAUUCUCACCCGCCACAAAUACCACACAUGUUCUCCACUUCUACAGAAUCAACUGAAAUAUUGCAGCAAUGACCCGAUAACAUUAGUGAAUCCCACCCUACACUAAGCUGUCUACACUGUUGAUUUGUUUGUGUUGCCUGAAACUGACGGCUUAUUCUACUUUGUGACUAAUUUGGCUAAAAUUUACUUAAACGCUUUUAGGCUCUCGGUAAGCUUUGACAGUUCAUUUCUUGACAUGGCGUUGAUGUCCAUGUAAAACAUGUCUUAAUACUCCGAAACUGUAUUUUCAGUAUACAUUAAAUGCCGUCACCAUUUAGUUUAGCACAUUUUUUUUUUUUUAUUUAAUAUAAUUUAGAUAAAGGUUAGGGGUGUAUCCUUUGCAUAAAUUGAGAUAUUCUUACAUUUCUGGAAUGUGCUGCUAAGUCUAUUACUAAUAAAAAAAAUUAUUUUUAUAAUUUUUUGUAUUUUAAGUGUCAUGGAAUAAAAAUAUCAGAUAAAGCAAAAUUGUAAUUGCCAGAUUAAGACCUAGUAGGAAACUGGAAAUUGCUGUUGGUAAGCAAAAGCCUGAUUGGUGCAUCUCUAUAGAGCUCAUCGUGUCAUUGCAAAUGAAUUCACAUGUCUUUUCGAAGUGUCAGCAGUUCUUUACGUUCUUUUACCAAAUGACUAAUUUAUGCACUGAGCAAUUUAACCUUCACAAAGGCUGUUAUUUUCUUUCAGAAUGACUGCGAAGUCAGAGAAAGGUUAUGAUCGCUGUGAUUAUAUCAUCUGCAGUCAGUGUGUUAGACCACCUCAUCAAAUCGGUGCCCUUUAGUUGAUGAAAGUGUAAACCCCUGAGGUGCUGAACCAUGAUAUGACAAUACCGGCUGACGCAGAAAUACAGCUCCUGUUGCGCUGAAGCAUCUCCUUCCAGUCACUCGUGCGAUGCGUGUUUCUUCUUCCAAAUGUCAUUUCAUCGAGUACUAGGUGUGUUGUUUUCUCUGUGUAGCAUCUCUGAAGUUUCCUUCACAGAGUGAAUCAGUUGGUGUAAGACUCACACAGCAGCGCAUGUAUGCAAGUGAGGAAGUGCAAACAAGUGAAAGAUCAUUUCUUAUAUGUUUGAUGAAUGUUUCUACAAUUAAAUUAUCACGGAAAUGAGCUACA